This is a messenger RNA of Alnus glutinosa, 2060 nucleotides long. RefSeq lists its product as uncharacterized. Gene Ontology annotation, biological process: lipid metabolic process. The record is from RefSeq and is a predicted model, not a curated record. NCBI's taxonomy places the organism in Eukaryota, Viridiplantae, Streptophyta, Magnoliopsida, Fagales, Betulaceae. The transcript is spliced from 9 exons. The coding region runs from base 189 to 1910 and encodes 573 amino acids.
AUCAUCGAUUCCCCCCCCCCCCCAUAUACCCUCCGGCUCUCCUUCCCUCCUCCCUUACUCGGAGCUUUCACCGCCGUUAGUUGUACGGAUGACCCGCCACCGCCACCCCACGUCACCGACUCUGAGAACCACAAUAACCGCCAUAUAUCCCAAACUCAGUAUAUAUAACUCUCUCUCUCUCUCUAGAAAUGGCUCACCGAUCAUUGAAGCGUCUCUUCAAUAAUAUUCUCGGAGAAGCGGGGAAUGUGGGAGUGAACAAAGAAAGUUUGGGUGGUGCCCGGAUCUAUAUGUGGCUAGAUUAUACUAAAAACUUUUUGAAGAGACAGGGGACGUAUCAGAGUUAUGUGUAUAGUCUUCUUAAUAGGUUUCAGCUGCAACGGUCAAAAGUAGAUAAGGUAGAAGCAGAUAUAUUGAAAGAAGCAAAGGAUUCACCUCAAGUUUCUUUCAAGUCUAAAGUUGAGAGGGCAAUUGGCAAUGAUUCUAGUCUCAGCAAACACAGUUGUGAUAACGAUCUGAGCGAUAGAAAGUGGAGGCUAGAGCUCGCUUGGCUAACAAAGGCUCUUGAACCAGCUCUGCAAUUGUGUAGGUGGGCUCUGCCAACAGGAAAUGGAUUUGGAAACAAACCCCCACCGACCAGUCGCUCUGUUACAGAAAUCAUUGCAAGCAUUCAACGCAGUAAGAUUGGGAUCCAGGAUUGGAGCUUGAGCGAUCUUACAAUCGGCCUAUAUCUUAUCUACCUUCGUCAAGCAUCUACAAAUCCAUUUGAAGAUGUUAAGGGCGUUCAGAUCUCAUCAGAUUCAAUAGUGCAAGAUCUCCUCUACCACCUGGAGUUAGCAAAAGGUGCUUAUAAGGAUAAUGCUGCGGUUCUUGCAAGGAUCAGCAUGAUUCGAGAAAAUAAUGUUUUGAAGUUUGUAAAAAAUUCCAGUCUGAUGAGGCCUGGAUAUUAUAUUGGGAUUGAUACCCGUAGGAAACUUGUAAUUCUUGGAAUCCGUGGCACUCACACUGUCUAUGACCUUAUCACUGACAUUGUUUCUUCGAGUGAUGAAGAAGUGACAUUCGAAGGUUAUUCCACUCACUUUGGGACUGCUGAAGCUGCUCGUUGGUUUCUCAUUCAUGAGAUAGGAACCAUUAGAAACUGCUUGGAGAAAUAUAAGGGAUAUAGGUUAAGGCUUGUGGGUCAUUCUCUUGGAGGUGCUAUAGCUUCUUUACUAGCAAUAAUGCUCCGUAGAAAGUCAUUUAAGGAGCUAGGAUUUAGCCCUGAAAUUGUUUCUGCUAUCACAUAUGGCACUUCACCUUGUGUCUCCAGAGAACUUGCUGAAAGCUGCUCUGAUUACGUUACAACCGUUGUUAUGCAGGAUGAUAUCAUUCCUCGGUUAAGUGUAGCUUCUCUAACAAGGCUGAGGAAUGAAAUCCUUCAAACUGAUUGGAUGAGUUUGGUUGAGAAGGAAGACUGGAAAAAUGUAAUAGAUUUGGUUGCAAAUGCAAAGCAGGUUGUGUCUUCGGUGCAAGAUGUAGCUUGGAAACUUGCUGAUUAUGCAAAUUUCAGGAACAAAAGAACUUCUGACGGUUCCUUCACAAGGGAGUCACCUGCUGCCCCUGUAUUCCCUUCAACCUCCAAAACAGCAAAAGAGAAUGCUGUUGUCAUCGAAAAGGAAGGAGCUAACCGUAUGUUGUCUGAAGAGUUAUUUGUGCCAGGGACUGUUUUUUGUCUAAAGAGGAAUGCAGACACACAGGAUGGCAUUAGCGGGGAGUUUUUCACACUCUGGAAGAGACAUCCAGGCGAACAUUUUCAAAGGAUAGUGCUCUCAAGCAACUUAAUUUCAGACCACAAGUGUGAUAGCCAUUACUAUGCUUUAAGAGAUGUACUCAAAGGUCUGCCAGAGUCUGAUGACGAGGGUAUUUCCAGAUGAAUAGAAACAUAAUAAUGCUUGAUGAUGAGUUUGUUUGUAGGAUAAUUUUUUCCUUUAUUAUUCCUCUGGUCCUAUUAAAUGUGUUUAUAUAGGUCACUUUAGCUUUUAUGUAAUCAUUAUAAUCAGUCUUGGCAAAUUUUAUGGGGGCAA